Messenger RNA from Larimichthys crocea (large yellow croaker), 3177 nucleotides. RefSeq names its product solute carrier family 52 member 2 (gene slc52a2). The transcript is spliced from 4 exons. The record is from RefSeq and is a predicted model, not a curated record. Gene Ontology annotation, biological process: riboflavin transport. Lineage: Eukaryota; Metazoa; Chordata; Actinopteri; Sciaenidae. Gene Ontology annotation, cellular component: plasma membrane. Gene Ontology annotation, molecular function: riboflavin transmembrane transporter activity. Bases 191 to 1519 code for a protein of 442 amino acids.
CACGUGCUGGAAUUUACGAGGGGUACGUGAAGGCAACUGAAGGGGCGGGGACUUGUGUCCUCCAUUCAGGUUGAGCGUGUGGAACAAGAAGAGGAAGAGAGCGACACAUUGUCGGUGUUUUACCCGACAAACUCACUCGGUUUACCGGCGUUUUCUAGAUAAUCUUGGCUGAAGUGAGGGGGUUGGAACCAUGUGCGGUAGCUGGUGGAGCAGCUCGGCGGUCACCCACGGGCUGAUCGCCUUGUUCGCCAUGGGUUCGUGGAUUUCCGUCAACAGUCUGUGGGUCGAGCUCCCGGUGGUUGUCAACGUGCUUCCAGAAGGAUGGAACCUGCCCGCCUAUCUCUCAGUACUGAUAGCGUUUGGGAACCUCGGUCCAAUAGCGGUGACGAUCGCACAUCACUGUGCUCCGGGACGCUUAAACGAACGCCUCGUCAUCCACGGCAUCCAGAUGCUGGCGGUCGUGGCCUCCGCCCUUCUGGCCGUCUUCUGGUCACACAAAGUCACGAUAGCUGGAACGGAGAGGUCACUGAUGUUCCUGCUCUUCACCUUUGUGUUGUCUUUGGUUUGCUGUACAUCCAACGUCACCUUCCUGCCUUUCAUGUUUCAUUAUCCACCUCAGUAUGUUCGCACUUUCUUCAUCGGCCAGGGCUUGAGCGCCUUGUUCCCCUGUAUUGUGGCUUUAGGGCAAGGCGUCGCCAGGCUGGAGUGUAAAACCGUGAAUGGCACAGUGACGCCGAGUUAUUUAAAGGAGAACUUUCCUGCACAGAACUUCUUCUGGUUCUUGUGUGUCAUGCUGUCAAUCUCAUGCCUGAGUUUCUGGGCUUUAACACGAAGGCCGACAGAGUCACAGGAAGCCGCACCGCCGCUGCCGCAGGAGUCUGACAAAGCAGGAGCGGAAAAAAACGGAGAGGAGACGCACCCGCUGCACGUCGGAGGGACGCCGGUGUCGGAGGAGCAGACGCCGCCGUCGGAGGAACCGUCGCCUGCUCAGACGUUUUGGACGCAGAGGAACAUCUACCUGCUGUCGCUGCUCGCCGUCGCCAACGCACUCACCAACGGAGUCCUGCCGUCCGUGCAGAGCUUCUCCUGUUUGCCGUACAGCUCCAUGACCUUUCACCUCUCUGUGGUGCUCGGAAACAUAGCGAACCCUCUGGCCUGCUUUCUAGCUAUGUUUGUUAUCCUGAGGUCGUCCGCCGGUCUGGGCUUCUUGUGUAUAGGAGGGGGAGUAUUCGCUGCGUAUCUCAUGGCGUUAGCAGCACUCAGCCCCUGUCCACCACUUCUGGGAAACUCUGCUGGCGUGGCUUUAGUGGUCAUCUCCUGGAUUAUUUUCACCGGCCUCUUCUCCUACGUGAAGGUGGUGAUCGGGACUUUGCUUCAUGAAGCAGGUCACGCUGCCCUCCUGUGGUGCGGCAUCUCUAUCCAGGCCGGCUCCCUUAUCGGAGCCCUCACCAUGUUCCCUCUGGUCAACAUCUAUCACGUGUUUGCCCGGGGUAAAGAAUGUGAAAAUAACUGCAGCUAGCAGGAGUCAGAAAUUCAAACUUUCCCUAAAUUCUGUUGUUUUUUUCUUCUUCCUGUGUUUGUCACAGGGAAUGUCUGUUUUUAACCCUGUUUUCGGGGUUCCUGUUCAGUCUUGGCCUCUGUUUUUGCAACGAGGCAUCCUCACCUGAUUCAGAGGCCUCUGAGCUUGUGAAAGCAAAAACAUUCCCAGACAAACGGGAGCAUUGUGCUGCUGCUGUAGUACCAUAAGUGCUUUGAAUCUCUGGAGUUGUUUACAGAAGCAAAAGCAGCAGCUGAUGAAUUUUUUUCCCAACUACAACAAACCACGUGAAUUCUUAUUUACUCAGGGACAUGAGUACGAACUUAUUCAUCGACAUUUGUUCCUCCUGAGUCUAAGGGUACAUUCAGACAGUAACCGCUGUGAAACAAACAGAAAAUAACUUUUUAUUUCACUGAUUAACCGGCUUUAUCGAUGCCGUCGCUCCCUCACUCUCAUUCACUGUCUCUCUUGACUAAAGCCUUAUUCACACCAGGGAUGUAAGUGCCGCGGGGUCUCACGUACGUUCACGAUUCUCGCGUGAUCUCGCAGCUGGCUUGUUACGCUGCCGUCACGCGCCCGGUAUGAAUUGACGGAGCAAAAUCGUGGUGCAGCCGUUCCGCAGCGCUGUGUGAAUCCCUAGUAAUGCUCUCUCUAACCAUCGGACACAAACCAAAUUAAACCUCCAUGAAUCCACCUGGAUAGUCUCAGUUUCAGAGACAUUUCAGGCUGACUGUGGAGGUUUGACCGCUCCUGAUUGUCUGAUUUGGCGGCCACAGUUUGGCUCAACUCCUCUGCUGCAGGUCGCUGCAUUUUCUGGCAAAGCCGCAGCCAAAACGCACAACGCCCAUUCAAAUAAAUGGAAAAACCUGUGCCACUUCAUGUCUGAAUCUACCCUAACUCCUGACAAAUAUCCACACAGUCCCAUUCCUACAGGUAGUGUUUUUUAUUAAAUUUUUUGGUUACCUUUUUUAAAAAAAUGUUUGGCUACCUCUUCCCUUUGACUUCAGAUGAGAAUAAAACGUAAUUAUAUUCACUGUUUCAUCAGAGUUAUGAUGCGCUGAAGUCAGUGUUAUGAACCUUCAUCAUUUGUAAUGCAGUAAUUUUGACCAUGCAGUGACAAAUAAUAUUUAUGUGCCUGAACACACAGCUCUGAUUUGAGAUUUCUCAUGAUGUUUUAUGUAAUUUGGAUUAAUUCCAAUAAACCGUAAUGUUAUGCCACCUUAAGGAAACAAUUGAUGCUUGAUGGGUGGAUAGCUUCGGUAAAUAAGGGAUCAAGUCAUCUCAGUCUUUGACACUAAUGUCUAUCUUUGAUGUGCACUAAUACCUUCUGGUCUAAUUUUAUUAACCAUGCUGCUACAGUCACAUCAAAUUAAAGCUAUAUAAAGCUCUAAAGAGGUUUACAAAGGAAGAAUAACUAAACUGCCUUAACUUCAUGGUGUCAAUCCGGAUUCAUCAAUAAGCUGAUCAAUUCUGUGCUGAUUUUACGUGCCUUGAAUCACGUCAUCAGCUGUUAAAUGGUUGAUGGUGCCUCUGUCCUUUUUGUCAUGUUUUUAGUUCAUGCAUACAACAUGUGACAUCAAGUGACUGGUGAGUGUUGUUGUGAAAUGACUGGUGAACAAUAAAGAUUUGUUGAAAAUGCC